UGGAAGGUGCAUGAGAAAUUCUGUCACACCCACUGGUCCCCCCAACUAGGACCAAGACUCUUUACAACAAUCAUCUCCUUUGCAACGGAGCUGGGAUCAGCAGGACUCAUCUGCCAUUUCAGACUCUCAGCUGUGACCUGCCAGGCGGCCUCACUGCUGAAGAGAUGGCGGGCUUCCCAGCCUCCCUGGACUCCUUUGGGCGGGCGCCUUGGCCCAGCGGUCUCUUGUUCCACAUGCUCCUCCUCCUCCAGCCUGGGGAGCUGAACUCAGAGGAGCUCCAGGUGAUUGGCCCUGAGGCGUCCAUCCUGGCACAUGUCGGGGAAGAGGUGGAGUUCCCGUGCCACUUGCCCAGUUACCAGAGCGCAGAGCACAUGGAGAUCCGCUGGUUCCGGAGGCAGACCUCGGAGGUGGUGUACCUGUUCCCUGAGCCACAGGAGCUCCCCGGGCAGCAGAUGGAGCAAUUCCGGAACAGGACCAAACUCUUAAAAGAUGACCUCGCGGAUGGCACAGUGAUCCUGCAGCUCCGCCGUGUAAUCCCCGCCGACCAGGGCCCCUAUGGAUGCCUCUUCCUCUCCAGCAGCUUCUCUGGGGAAGCUGUUUGGGAACUGGAGGUAGCAGGGAUGGGGUCAGACCCUCACAUCUCCCUUGAGGGCUUCAAGAAAGGAGGCAUUCAGAUGCGAUGCAGCUCCAGUGGCUGGUACCCCAAGCCCCAGGCUCAGUGGAGAGACCAUCGGGGACAGUGCCUGCCUCCUGAGUCAGAAGCCAUCACCCAGGACGCCCAGGGCCUGUUCAGUCUGCAAACAUGGGUGGUUGUCCAAGAGGGGGCGCACAGCAACGUGUCCUGCUCCAUCCAGAACCCCCUCCUCUUCCAGAAGAAAGAGUUCACAGUCCAAAUAGCAGACAUUUUUCUACCCGGGCCCUCCCCGUGGAAGGCAGCUUUCCUCGGGACCCUGGUGGGCGGCCUGACGCUGCUGCUGGCCCUGCUCGCGACACUGGCGCUGUGCUGCUUUCACCGGCAGCAGCGGUCCCAAGAAAAGCUAAAGGAGCAAGCGGACACGGACAAAGGGAAACUCACUGCAGAACUGGGGAAGCUGCAGGCGGAGCUCAACUGGAGAAGGGCUGAAGGCCAGGCCGAGUGGAGAGCAGCCCAACAACAUGCAGUGGACGUGACCCUGGACCCAGCCUCUGCACACCCCAGCCUGGAGGUCUCCCAGGAUGGCAAGAGCGUGCUUUCCCGCGGGGCGCUGCGAGUUCUGGCAGAGCCGGGAGACCCGCAGCGGUUCAUGGAGCAGACAUGCGUGCUGAGCCGCGAGCGCUUCCAGGCCGGCCGCCACUACUGGGAGGUGGAUGUGGGCCGGCGCAGCCGCUGGUUCCUGGGCGCCUGCCUGGAGGCGGUGGCGCGCACAGGCCCGGGGCGCCUGAGCCCGGCCACUGGCUACUGGGUGAUGGGGCUGUGGAACAGCAGCGAGUACUUCAUUCUAGAGCCGCGGCGUGUGGCGCUCUCCCUGCGAGUGCCUCCCCGGCGCGUGGGCAUCUUCCUGGACUGCGAGGCCGGAAAGCUGGCCUUCUUCAACGGGACCGACGGCUCCCACAUCUUCACCUUUACCGACACCUUCUCUGGGCCUCUCUGCGCGUACUUCAGACCCAGAGCCCCAGAUGGCAGUGAACACACGGACCCUCUCACUAUCUGCCCAUUGCCUGUUCCAACGACUCGCCUCCCGGAAGAGGAUGACGGGGACACCUGGGCACAGCCCUUUGAGUCCUCAGACCUCGCCCUGGACCUGUGGUGAGGUGCCCUCUGGCCGUAGGGCUGGGUCCUGGGCAGCUUCCUCUGGGGUGGAGGAAGCAUCGCCAAAGUGCCAGCAAGGGCGUGGGAUUCUGCACAGUGGAAAGGAACAGAGAGAAGGAUUUGGCCUGUGUAGAUGUGAAUGUGUUCCCUUGAAAUUUUCUCUAAGAAAAAGAGGCGAUUCCAAAGCUUGUAUGUGUGUAUCAGAGGACCAAACGAAUGAGUAAGAAGAUACUGAUGUUGCCGGGACCAGGAUGCUCACUGUGGAAGAGGGCAGGAAACUGGGAGGGAAAGAAGGGAGAGACAUGAUUGGAUUAAAGGUAUCUGUUAAUUUGCA
Molecule: messenger RNA, 2123 nt
Organism: Artibeus jamaicensis (Jamaican fruit-eating bat)
Lineage: Eukaryota; Metazoa; Chordata; Mammalia; Chiroptera; Phyllostomidae
Gene: BTNL9
Product: butyrophilin like 9
Exons: 11
Coding region: 165-1790 (541 amino acids)
Biological process (GO): T cell receptor signaling pathway; regulation of cytokine production
Cellular component (GO): external side of plasma membrane
Molecular function (GO): signaling receptor binding
Source: RefSeq, a predicted model, not a curated record